AUGCCGGUGGGCCAGGCAAGGAUACCGAUGGCACAGGCUAGUGGAUGGAAGAGGAUAGCGCAACUCGAGUGGACAAUGGCCAAAGGACAAAGGGAGGACGAGGGCGAGCCCGGUGGCGAGGACACUGGUGAGCCAGUCAGUCAGCAGGACGAGCUUUGUCCCUGGCAUGACCUAGUAGCUCCCGAAGGCAUUUUCCAAAUUAGGGUGAACGGGUCAAGGCCCGUUCUCUGCGAUGGCCAAGGAUGGAUGGAUAUUCUAAGUCGGGGCGACGGAAGCGAGAACUUUGAUCGGAACUGGACGGACUACAAGGAGGGAUUCGGGAAGCUGUGGGGAGAGUUCUUUCUGGGCCUGGAGAAGCUGCACCAGCUGACCAAGGACGAACCACACUUGCUGUACGUUUACCUCAGGGACGUUCACUCGAAUAGCCGCUUCGCUCGCUACGAUGGCUUCCAAAUUGGAAGCGAGGAAGAGUCCUACAGUCUGAAGGCUUUGGGCCGGUAUUCCGGGUCAGCUGGGGACUCCUUGGGUAUUCACAGGGGCAUGAAGUUCAGCACCAUUGAUCGGGAUAAUACCCGAUCCAAGGCCAAUUGUGCAGAGAUUUAUGGCGGCGGUUGGUGGUACAACGAUUGCGGAGAUAGGUGA
Drosophila kikkawai is the source of this 642-nucleotide messenger RNA. Its product is annotated as fibrinogen-like protein 1. The record is from RefSeq and is a predicted model, not a curated record. Lineage: Eukaryota; Metazoa; Arthropoda; Insecta; Diptera; Drosophilidae.